Acanthamoeba castellanii str. Neff is the source of this 294-nucleotide messenger RNA. RefSeq names its product 5'-nucleotidase. The record is from RefSeq and is a predicted model, not a curated record. The transcript has 2 exons. The annotation marks the transcript as partial. Lineage: Eukaryota; Discosea; Longamoebia; Acanthamoebidae.
GAUCUGUCGCACCUUCGGAAGCACACGCGCGAGGCUACGGCAGAGUUGGACAAGAGCUUUAACAAGUCCUUCGGCUCCCUCUUCCGUUCGGGAUCCAAGCAGAGCUUCUUCUCCAUGCAGGCACGCACCCUUCUUUUUGCGGUCCCCACGGACGUUCACCACAUCCCCUGCGUGCAAAGGUAUGCGGAUCUGUACACGGCGGACUACACCAACCUACUCAACUAUCCCCUGUUCUACACCUUCUACGCUCCUCCCUUCUAUCUCUCCCACGAGCGUGAGCAUGUCCUCUUCUAA